This is a messenger RNA of Xenopus tropicalis (tropical clawed frog), 774 nucleotides long. RefSeq lists its product as uncharacterized. The coding region runs from base 179 to 769 and encodes 196 amino acids. The transcript is spliced from 2 exons. NCBI's taxonomy places the organism in Eukaryota, Metazoa, Chordata, Amphibia, Anura, Pipidae. The record is from RefSeq and is a predicted model, not a curated record.
GGAAGAAUAUUAAAUCUACAAAUGAGGGUGUUCGCCCAUAUUUCAUUGUGAUAAAGAAGGUACCUGAAUAUGAGAAUGUGAAAGCAGCAAACGGAACCCAGGGAGAGAGUCCUGAGAGUCGACAGUUUUAACCUGGACAACCAUUGGGCUUCACAGUAUUCGUGAAGGGGAAUAUCCAAUGCUCAGCACCCAACAGAAAAUCUAUAGCACCCAAAAGAACAUCUUUAGCACCCAACAGAACAUCUAUAGCACCCAAAAGAACAUCUAUAGCACCAAAAAGAACAUCUGUAGCACCAAAAAGAACAUCUGUAGCACCCAAAAGAACAUCUAUAGCAACCAACAGAACAUCUAUAGCACCAAACAGAACAUCUAUAGCACCCAACAGAACAUCUUUAGCACCCAACAGAACAUCUAUAGCACCCAAAAGAACAUCUAUAGCACCAAAAAGAACAUCUAUAGCACCCAACAGAACAUCUAUAGCACCCAAAAGAACAUCUUUAGCACCAAAAAGAACAUCUGUAGCACCAAAAAGAACAUCUGUAUAACCCAAAAGAACAUCUAUAGCACCCAACAGAACAUCUAUAGCACCCAAAAGAACAUUUUUAGCACCCAACAGAACAUCUUUAGCACCCAACAGAACAUCUAUAGCACCCGAAAGAACAUCUUUAGCACCCAAAAGACCAUCUAUAGCAACCAACAGAACAUCUUUAGCACCCAAAAGAACAUCUAUAGUUAUCUGCAAAGGUCCCACAGGCUACAGGCAGCAUAGUAACA